AUGUCAGAAGUGCGAACUGGAUUCCUAACCAUGACAACAAUAAUCUUGAUAAGUAUAGGCCUCACAAUGAUGGGAACAGGUCUAUACCAAAAAACAACAAUGUCUUCUUGCAUCCGAGAAACCUCAAGCCAGUUCACGUUACUCGGUCUGCUUCUUCUGCUGAUUCCUCAGAUCGGUCUAUACGGAAUCUGUUGCCGCUCCAAACGCCUUUUCAAUUUCUUCUUCUACGGCAUGGUUGUGCUCAUUAUCAUUGUAUCUUAUUAUUCAAUCAAAUGUUCCAUUUACAACACCACUUUUGGCAUAGCUAAGAAUCCCGCCAAGGACAACCGUACCGUGCCACAGUUACUUGGUAGGUUGGUCUCUAAGGAGAAGUUCGAGAAAGUAACCUAUUGUAUCAUUCACAAACAUGACUGUAAUUACAAUGCCAGCAAAAACAGCAAUGUUUGGAAGUAUUGCUGUGCACAACCGGUGGGAUGUGGGACCAUAACGAUGUUCGACAAGCCAGGCGAGUGGAGUUGGAAACAUCAGUAUGAACGGAACCAAGUUCCAGAAGAGUGUUCUUAUGAGUAUUGUUUAGAUUGCAGAGGCUGCCAACUAAGCAUCUUAAAAGCCAUUGUUCAUCAAUGGAAAUAUCUCUCGAUGUUUGCUUACCCUGCUCUAGUCCUUUCCUGCAUCAGUCUUGCUAUAGCUUGGUCUCUCAAGGAGACUAUCCACGAAAACGAAGAUUAUCGAGGUUCUUAUAGUUGA
Messenger RNA from Arabidopsis thaliana (thale cress), 747 nucleotides. RefSeq names its product tetraspanin-17 protein (gene TET17). Gene Ontology annotation, biological process: auxin-activated signaling pathway. Lineage: Eukaryota; Viridiplantae; Streptophyta; Magnoliopsida; Brassicales; Brassicaceae. The record is from RefSeq and is marked reviewed. The transcript is spliced from 2 exons. The coding region runs from base 1 to 747 and encodes 248 amino acids. Gene Ontology annotation, cellular component: membrane.